This is a messenger RNA of Phaedon cochleariae (mustard beetle), 859 nucleotides long. The record is from the annotation of a GenBank genome assembly. NCBI's taxonomy places the organism in Eukaryota, Metazoa, Arthropoda, Insecta, Coleoptera, Chrysomelidae.
AAAUAGUCGUUUGUCAGCAAAAUUAACAUUAUUGACAUUGGUAAACAAUUUGAAAUUAUAAACAAACCACCUUACAUGUCACAAAACAAUCAAUAGGCAAGUUCAGGUAAAAGGUGAUCUCUGAUUUGAAAUAUAUAUUAUAAUCUUCACCUGUGAAACGAGUGCUGUGUUGUUGACGAAAACUAUGGGUGUUGAAAUGACAAAUUGUUGUGGAUUCAGCCUGAAACAUGGAACCAUAAUAAUCGGUGUGGUUCAAAGUAUAAUUGCUUUCAUGUUCCUGGUUCUGGCAGCUGCUUAUGCAGAAAAUCCUCACGAGCUAAUUGACAUGUCUGAUCCCUCUAUUGUUCCUGACUUGAGCGUUUUGAGGGGUAUUCUGAUUGGAGUUGCUGUGCUGAAUGGCCUUUUAUGUGUGUUCUCAAUACUUUUGAUAAUAGGAGCUGAAACAAAUCGUCCUGCAUUACUCCGACCAUGGUUGGUUCUGAAUCCAGUAGCUCUCAUUCUGUAUAUUAUAUGUAACGUCGUAGCUAUAAUCCAUCACAAUAAUAUGAAUAACACGCCCUUCAUCGUGGGACAUUUUCUUCUCACCAUUAUGGCUACUCUUGUCGUCUGCUACAAGAUUCUAUGUGUCUGGAACUUCCACAAGCAUUUGAAAAGUCUCAACUUCUGAUCGACCCAAUCAUAAUUGGUUUCAGUAGCAGAUAUUAAUUCAAUAUUCUAUAUAUUCAUGAAUUGACAAACAUUGAAAUUGUGCUAUAAUUGUAUUUUGUGCAUUGACUCAGUGUUUGAAUAUUAUAAUAUCAUCGUGAUCCACACUGUUUUGAGGAAGCAACUUCUCAAUAAAAACAAAAAAUUUGAAUAA